AUGUCUGGACAUUUAAAACAGGAGAAAUACACAGUCUGCAUCGCUGAACGCUUCUCCGGAAUGGAGGGAAUAGAAGCAUACAGCUACUGCUCGCUUUCAAGACAACACCGCGAACAAGCAAUACAAACGGUUCAACAGUGCUCACGAUGUCGAACACUGCAUCUCUGUAAAGGUGGUGCGUCGGAUACACGGCGGGAGUGGCCAGAGUUUUGUCGCGCCGGUUCCGUUGUUCCCCCUGGUGACGAUAUGCUUUCUCGGAAGCUUGUGCUUGCUCUACUUGGAACACUUGUUAUUUCGACAGUUUUCGUCUCAGCGGAUGAUGCUGUAGAUGUCACCUCUUCCCCUGAUGCCGUUGUCUCGUUCAUCUUCACACAGCCUGCAGAUGCUAACACUAUUAAAGAGUUAUAUGGUGGUAAAGUUGUCAAGUUUUUAAUCGGAUUUCAAAACCGGGGUGAAAAAGACUUCGUCGUCAAACACUCCGAAACAUCCUUCCGUUAUCCCAUGGACUUCAACUACUACCUCCAAAAUUUCACUCUUGGGCAGUAUAAUCGCCGUGUUUCUCCAAAGGAGGAGGUUACUCUCGAUUAUGCAUUUUUCGCCCACGAAAGUUUCGCAGGUCGUCCACUGGGACUGGUUGUCAACCUUCACUAUGAGGACUCUGAUGGUCAUUACAUCACCAAUGUUUUUAACGAGACCGUUACAAUCCUCGAGGAUGAUUCUGGAUUUAACACUGAAACUGGAUUCAUGUACCUCGUCUUCGCUGCUCUCAUUGUACUUUUACUUCUGGUUGGGCAACACUUUUUGAAUAAGUUCACCCGUAAAGCAGGGAUGCAGAAGAAGCGCCAGCCUGUUGUUGAACAAGAAUGA
Molecule: messenger RNA, 867 nt
Organism: Necator americanus (New World hookworm)
Lineage: Eukaryota; Metazoa; Nematoda; Chromadorea; Rhabditida; Ancylostomatidae
Exons: 11
Coding region: 1-867 (288 amino acids)
Cellular component (GO): endoplasmic reticulum; endoplasmic reticulum membrane
Source: RefSeq, a predicted model, not a curated record